Durusdinium trenchii is the source of this 1926-nucleotide messenger RNA. Lineage: Eukaryota; Dinophyceae; Suessiales; Symbiodiniaceae. The record is from the annotation of a GenBank genome assembly.
UCGAGUCUUAAAGAUUCUCCUGCAACUCCACAAACAAGCCAUGAGACGGGAGUUGCCACUUGUGUUUGCAGCCAGUGCCUUGCUGGUUCACUAUUUGCUAUGCCCAAAGUUCCAAAUGACCCUCCAGGAACGACCAGGCCUCGAUGCCUUCCCCGGCGCUGUGUCCUGGUUGGUUUAUCCCUGGGAGCCCCGUUUCGCCAGCACCUGCGGAGGGAUUCCAUCCUCUAUCCAAGACGUUGUCCGCCAUGCUGGGCAAGAUGGUGAUCAUCGUGAGGUCCUUUUUGUCAGAAUUGGAGAUGAGCACAUGACUCAGAGAGAUGCACAAGUACUCGCUCAGCAGACGCUGUGCGGCCUGGAUAGCGUUGCGAAGUCAAUCGGCUGGACGAAGCCGCACGUGAGGAAGAACAUGUUUAGAAUGAGCGUAGUGGUGGACUCUUCUCAAUUGAGUAUGGCAAACUGGCUCACAUGCGCGAAAUGCAUGCUUGCGGUGAUAAAGGCAAUUCAGCCCUUCGUCUCUCCAUUCUAUGAUCGCAUGCCUGGACUCAUCUCUGUGGUGGAUCCACCCUUUGUCGCAACAAAGGCCUGGUACAUGGUCAGGCCAUGGUUGGGCCAACCUACGCGUGAAGUGGUGCGAUUUGUGCAGUCGGAGCAGCCUGAGUCGGACUGAUCCGACAACGCAAGUGGCUCUAGCACAACGCCUUGGGCACCUGCUGAAUACAAUCAAUUCACAACAACAUACAAGAACACCGUGGGAAUGGCCGAAAUCUUCUUCAACAGGUUCCCGCUGCCACCCAAGGACGGGCACCAGGCAUUUGUCGCCCUGAAGCUCCACCCUUGUGUGCAAUUCGUGUUUUGCCAGUUUUGCUGUUUGCCUUUGUCGGUUGUACAGCGUUUGCUGAAGGCUCAAAGGAUCUCAGACCGACACUGACACCCAGACUGUUUUGCGACUUUUUUGCAUGUACAGAUCUCCGUCUCAACCUAGGCACACGAAUGUUUGGCUGAAACAGCCUUUCUAGUGGGCUUGCGAUGAGGCAUUUCUCUCGCAGGUUUUGGCAUGGUGAAGUCGAUGCUAAGACUUGCGGCCAGCUACCCAAAUGAAGACCACAACAUCGCUGCGAAACUUAGCUCACGGCCAAUUUAUACAAUUUGCGUGUUGUCUUGUCAGCAAAUGCAAAAUCCCAGGCUUUGCUGCACGUUGGCUUUGGCCAACACUGAAGUUCGUCGUAUUUGCACACCUAGCCACAAGAUGCUGCAAGAACUUCAAGAGCAAAGCCUGGGAAGUCUCCAGACUUCAGACACUUCCCAGACCCAUCUUUCGGAGUUUCAUUUCUAGGGAGUUGGUCUCGGCAAAUACUUUCAGCACAGUGGUGAAAGCCAUUGUCUUGCUCCAGUGCUUAUGGUCAAGCAGUCCUUUCAUUCCAUCCAGUGCUGAUCAAAACACGGCAAGAUGAGGAAGAAUGCAUGUGGGAAUAAGACGGUGCGCGGAUGACUUUUCUAUAAAGCAGCCGCCAAAUUCUGGCAGGCAGGCUUUCUUGUGUUCAGGGUCCGUGGAGCGUGAACGUUUUUUCUGCUCCUGGCCUUUCGGUUCGCACCUACAGUCAUUGGGCUAAUGGACCCUCUGGGACAGACAUUCGGCGAAGUUCCAAAUAUGUUGCGUUUGUUUGCAAGUUGCCUCGGUCCCCUUUAGCUUUGAUAAUGGUAAAUAGGAGCAUUCUUCUCAGCAGAAAUGGCAGUCAAGUGAUUUGGACCCUUUAGUAAGUAACAAGAAGCUACUAGUAGCAAAUGGCAUUACUACUAGCAACAAGAAGCUACUAGGGGCUCCUGGCAUCGCUACUAGGAGAAGGACGCUACUAGGGGCUCCUGGCUUUGCCACUAGGAACAAGAAGCUAUUGUCAAAUUCUUGUUGAUUCUUUUCUUUGUGUUGUA